AUGGAUCCCAACCAGCCGUCCUACAACCUUCCUACCGAAACAAUCUCGAAUAUCGUCUCUUUCACAGCGGACGACAAGCAGUCACUACUCGGAUGGUCUCUAGCCUCGAGGACAUGGCGCGGGGCCUGCCUGCCCUUCAUAUUUUUUGAAACAAAGCUAGAAUCAUUUGCUGAUUUUCGUCGAUGGAAUCAAUUAAUACAACUGUCGCCGGGUAUUGCUACGGUCGUUCGACGAGUCGAAUUUUGUCCCAAAUCAUGGGCCGUAAUUGAUCCCAUCUCGCCACGGACAAUGUCCGAACCCAUUCCUUCGAUUCCUACGAUGGCAGGAGUAACGGAGCUCGAUUGGGCGCCGGCGGUGUCUUACAACGGCUAUGAGACCACGAUCAUGUCUCUUGAUAUCAUUCGGUUCCUUCGUGCUUUUCCAUCAUUACGGAAAGUGGAGAUCUCUUCGGGGUUUCUGGAUGUCAGAACAUUGGAGUGUUUCCUUGGGAACUGCGGGCCCAUCAAGGAAUUGAGGUUGAACGCUUUCGCCCUCAAAUUUGAACCGACUGGGGAUGGGGAGAGAAACAAUCUCAAUCAUGCCUCAUCCGAGAGGCUCGAUGUCACUUCCUUCGACCUUUCCUCACUUGGAUCCCUUAUAAUUGACGCGGACAGUAAAGAUGUCGGAUGGAUAACCACUUUGUUUGUGGACUCAAAACCUCAACGGCUUCGUGCUCUCACUUUGAUCGAUGGACUUGAUUUACUGGACAUUCUUCCCCUUCUCAACUUGUUCGCUCCUUCAGUUGGACAUCUUACUAUGAAGCCCGCAAUGUACGAUAUAUUUGGUUCAAAGCCGCUAAUAAGCCUUUUUCCUUCCCUUCGAACCUUGAUAAUUGAGACACUGUCCACGGGUGACGCCAUUUUUCGCUGUCGUUCAGACGAACAUGUCUUCACUUCGAUCGAGGCGCAGAACCUAGCUGUUAUGGAACUCAAAUUUCAUUCAAAGGUCCCGGAAAGAGAUGUCUAUGCUAUGCAGCGCUACAAUUCGAGACGGUUUUACUUGUUGCUUUUGAAGAAGUUUCCAAAGGUUGAGAAACUUGUGAUUUGGUUUGAGUUGGUCCUGUAUGUUGGUCAGAGACGAAGAAGGGAAAUUAACGCCAUCGUGAAAACACUCUUCGCGUAUUUUGCGGGAAAGGAGGUUGAAAUAAAGUGGAGCAUUGAGAACCGUCAUGUAGGUUUUGACGAAACAGAUAGCGAAGGGGAAACAGUCAGCGAUACGGAUGAUGAAUGGGUCACGACAGACAGUGAAACUUCAAGUUUAGGCGUAUGGGACAUGGAAUAG
Molecule: messenger RNA, 1320 nt
Organism: Marasmius oreades (fairy-ring Marasmius)
Lineage: Eukaryota; Fungi; Basidiomycota; Agaricomycetes; Agaricales; Marasmiaceae
Exons: 3
Coding region: 1-1320 (439 amino acids)
Source: RefSeq, a predicted model, not a curated record